Molecule: messenger RNA, 1397 nt
Organism: Rhododendron vialii
Lineage: Eukaryota; Viridiplantae; Streptophyta; Magnoliopsida; Ericales; Ericaceae
Product: probable pectinesterase 29
Exons: 5
Coding region: 110-1144 (344 amino acids)
Biological process (GO): cell wall modification
Molecular function (GO): pectinesterase activity
Source: RefSeq, a predicted model, not a curated record
CUUCUUCUUCAAAUUCCUCCAAAACCCUUCUGGCACUUUAAGGAAAAAAAAACACUUUUGGGUGCUACGAAAUUGAAUUUUUCUGUGACAAGUACACAAGUGGAAAGAAAUGUUGCUCCGAGGUUGGUUCAUAUGUGGAUUUUUCUUUUUCUUCAUCGGGCUUGGGUUUGCGAGUAGACGUCAACUGCAUCGCAGAUUUUACAAUGCAGGGGUGCCACCAAAUUACCCAACUAUCUAUGUUGAUCAAUCCGGGCAAGGAAACUUCACAACCAUUCAAUCAGCUAUUGAUUCGAUUCCUUCAAACAAUGGGAAUUGGAUUUGUGUUUAUAUCAAGGCCGGCGAGUACAGAGAACAGGUUUCAAUCCCAAUUGACAAGCCAUACAUCUACCUCAAAGGAGAAGGGAAGAGAAAGACCAAUGUGGUUUGGGAAGGUCACGAUUCAAUCACGACGAGCCCUACUUUCAUCUCUCAAGCCGAUAAUAUUGUUGCCAAAAGUAUAUCUUUCAGGAAUUCGUACAACAAUCCUCCGACGGGUUCCAACCCCAUAAGCCCGGCAGUGGCGGCAAUGAUCUCCGGCGACAAAUCGGCGUUUUACCGGUGCGGUUUCUUUGGGUUGCAAGACACUUUGUGGGAUGUCCAAGGCAGACACUACUUCAAGCUCUGCUCUAUUCAAGGAGCUGUUGAUUUCGUCUUUGGUGCUGGGCAAUCUAUUUAUGAGAGAUGUACCAUAUCAGUAAUAGCAGAAGCAUUAGACGGGUUGGCGGGCUUCAUAACAGCACAAGGUAGGUCGGACCCGAAAGACACGAACGGUUUUGUGUUUAAGGGAUGUAAUGUGAUUGGGACUGGACGGACCUAUUUGGGCCGGCCAUGGAGAGAGUAUGCCAGAGUCGUCUUUUACAACUCUUCUCUCUCGGACAUUGUUACUCCUGAGGGGUGGGAUGCUUGGGGCAACGUUCUUGGUCGCGAGUAUAUGCUAACAUUUGCCGAGCACGAGUGCCACGGGAUGGGAUCAAACACUUCGAACCGCGUGAAAUGGGAAGCGAGGCUGGAUCGGAAAACGUUGACGUGGCUAACUAGCAUAGGUUACAUUGAUGAUGAAGGGUGGAUUUCAAGACAACCUUUCAACAUGUUAACUACUACUUGAUCUCUCACUCUCUCUGAUCUGUCCAGGGUGCUACUAAUUUGACACACAAGUACUAAUCUAAUUCAGGGGUAGUGCACUUAAAAGUUGUAGCAGUAUAGUUCUUGAAUCCUUGAUUAAAUUUAUCUUUUUCAAAGGCUUGAUUAGGCAUUGUUGGAAUAUUUUUUUACUGAAAAUGAAUUAGUUGUUUCACCAAGUAUUUGUUUAGGGAAAAUUUCUGUUAUUUACCUUCGACUUUAAGCAAAAAUUUAUUUUG